AUGGAAGCUUCAGUAUCACCAUCAGCUGGCACUGGGCUGCCUGGUCUUGGUCUAUCGAUGACACCCUUCUCUAUACCUGAAUCUUCAGUGUCGAUGAAGUCAACUGUAUCUGCAAAUGAAACAGGCAUUGAAGGAAGGAUUCAAGAAGAGGAAGAAGAAAUGAAAAGACUGGGAGAAAAGGGAGAAACGACAUAUAUGGAAGCUUCAGUAUCACCAUCAGCUGGCACUGGGCUGCCUGGUCUUGGUCUAUCGAUGACACCCUUCUCUAUACCUGAAUCUUCAGUGUCGAUGAAGUCAACUGUAUCUGCAAAUGAAACAGGCAUUGAAGGAAGGAUUCAAGAAGAGGAAGAAGAACAGGAAUACAAAAAAUUGGGCGAAAAAGGAGAAACGACAUAUAUGGAAGCUUCAGUAUCACCAUCAGCUGGCACUGGGCUGCCUGGUCUUGGUCUAUCGAUGACACCCUUCUCUAUACCUGAAUCUUCAGUGUCGAUGAAGUCAACUGUAUCUGCAAAUGAAACAGGCAUUGAAGGAAGGAUUCAAGAAGAGGAAGAAGAAAUGAAAAGACUGGGAGAAAAGGGAGAAACGACAUAUAUGGAAGCUUCAGUAUCACCAUCAGCUGGCACUGGGCUGCCUGGUCUUGGUCUAUCGAUGACACCCUUCUCUAUACCUGAAUCUUCAGUGUCGAUGAAGUCAACUGUAUCUGCAAAUGAAACAGGCAUUGAAGGAAGGAUUCAAGAAGAGGAAGAAGAAAUGAAAAGACUGGGAGAAAAGGGAGAAACGACAUAUAUGGAAGCUUCAGUAUCACCAUCAGCUGGCACUGGGCUGCCUGGUCUUGGUCUAUCGAUGACACCCUUCUCUAUACCUGAAUCUUCAGUGUCGAUGAAGUCAACUGUAUCUGCAAAUGAAACAGGCAUUGAAGGAAGAUUCAGAAGAAGAGGAAGAAGAAAGGAAUACAAAAAUUGA
Messenger RNA from Brugia pahangi, 963 nucleotides. The record is from the annotation of a GenBank genome assembly. Lineage: Eukaryota; Metazoa; Nematoda; Chromadorea; Rhabditida; Onchocercidae.